UCGACAUUGAUCUUGUUGACAACUGGCCUGGUAACACGACGCUAACUAUCCUCCAAAAUGACGGCCCUCAGCAUGGGCGCUUUUGGCGCUUACAAACACGCUUACAGUAAGUACCUCCAGGAAAGAGAGGCAGCGAACGCGAGGAACCAGCCCACCGAGACUGUGUGGGUUACUAAGCGCUACGUCCCCACAGACCUUAGGUCCACGGCCCCCGUCCCUCGCCACAAGCUCCUGGCGCCAAAAGAACUGCCCUAUGCUGAACAGCAUUGGAUGCCCGUCACAGACCCACCAUUGAGAACAUUUGAUCGGGGCCCUGGACACAAUGUAUUCAAGUCUCAUCCUAGCACGCGGUGUGAGGAGUAUUCCACGCUCAGGCAAAUGCUGCCAUCCAGAGGAUAUUUAGUCCGCUUCCAGCCUCAGAACUGGGGCACUGGUAGUGAGUUGCCAGUUGCGUAUGCUGACACCACCCCUAAAAGAUUUCCUAUCAUUAACAGCCCCAUGGGAAGGUAUGCUGACGAUAUGCACACGACAAACAAGCUCUUCAAAUUACACUGAGUUACAGUAAAGUUACAGAUACGUAACGCGUUACAGGAGUGUGUCAUAAGAUUUACCGUUGUCCAUUGGUCAAUAUUUUCCCCGCCGAUUUCAGACCAUCCCAGUAUUAUAUCAGAACGUCCUUAUUAUUAUUAUUUUAAAUUUAUUUUUUUUGAUUUGUAUUUAGAGAUGUGUGUUAGUUCAUCCUGCAUAAUAUGUGAUGAUGACAUUACUUUUAAUUUUAAUAUGAGUGUGAGGGAAAAUUUAAUCAGUAUUAUGUUGAUUUUUGUAAUUAUUUUUAUCAGUUUUUCUAGAUUUUUGGAGCACAUUCAUUUAGUGCACAUAGUAGUCUCGUGGUGCUUUAUGUCCCCAUUUUUAUUGUUGAUUUCAUAUUUUUACGUACUUUUAUACAUAUCUUUGUAUUUUUCUACAUUUGUUAUUUGCUCAAGUUAUGCUGUGAGUUGUGCCGUAUAUAAAGAAAAAUUAAUACGUUCUUUAGAAGAAGGUGAAUUACAACGAGUUGAUAAAAUCAACAAAAAUGAAUUGUUUUUGAUAUUCUAAUGAUGUAAGGUUAUAUAUAAAAUUAUUUGUUAUUUUAUGAUAUAGAAAUGCCGAGUAUUUUGUCAUGAGGAUUACCUACCAGAUAACUUAUAUAUGUUGAUUUCUCCAAUUAAAUAUCCAAUCACAA
This is a messenger RNA of Magallana angulata, 1222 nucleotides long. RefSeq lists its product as uncharacterized. The record is from RefSeq and is a predicted model, not a curated record. The transcript is spliced from 2 exons. NCBI's taxonomy places the organism in Eukaryota, Metazoa, Mollusca, Bivalvia, Ostreida, Ostreidae. The coding region runs from base 58 to 555 and encodes 165 amino acids.